Messenger RNA from Cygnus atratus (black swan), 4240 nucleotides. RefSeq names its product golgi membrane protein 1 (gene GOLM1). Gene Ontology annotation, cellular component: Golgi apparatus. Bases 338 to 1507 code for a protein of 389 amino acids. The record is from RefSeq and is a predicted model, not a curated record. Lineage: Eukaryota; Metazoa; Chordata; Aves; Anseriformes; Anatidae. The transcript has 11 exons.
GCCCGCCCGCCAGCGCCGCCCUCUCCGGCAGGAGGUGCCGGGGGCUGGGGCGAGAGAGGCGGCGGCCGCCUUCCUGCUCCGGCGGGGCCAGCCCGGCAGCGGUAACGGCGGCGAGCCUGCAGUUUGUGGGUUCCUGUGAAAGACGCUUGAGAAGAAGAGGUCUGGCUCUCUCAGCCCGCAGCAUCCUCGUGCCUGCAGCUCCAGGUUGUCCUUCCCAGAUACAUCUGUGCUGUAAGCUGGGACGAGAAAUCAAGCCUGCUCUGGGAAAGGGUUGUGGCGGUCCCGUGGCGGCGGCUGCUGUGUUUCCCUGCUGGGGCUAGGAAACAGCUGCUAAGGCAUGAAGUCUCCACCUCUCCUCGUGGCCGCGCUCCUGGCUUGCAUCAUCGUUUUGGGUUUCAAUUACUGGAUUGCAAGCUCUCGCAAUGUGGAUCUGCAGAGUCGGAUCAUGGGGUUGGAAAGCAAAGUCCGCAGAGCAGCAGCGGAGAGAGGCGCCGUGGAGCUCAAAAAGAAUGAAUUCCAGGGAGAGCUGGAGAAGCAGCGAGAGCAGAUUGAUCAAAUCCAGUCCUUGCAUAGCUUCCAGAUGGAAAAUGCCAACAGAGCACAUCAGGAAGAGAAGGCAGUGCUGAUGAACAACAUCACAGCAAAUGAACGAUUAAUCCAGAGUCUAAAAGAACACUUGAAAGAGUUACAGACAGAAUAUGAAAAACUACAGCUGGAUGUUUACCGGUUUCAGAAGAACCAGACUAACCUUCAGAGAAAGUUCUCAUAUGACCUGUCACAGUGCAUCAACCAGAUGAAAGAAUUAAAAGAACAAUGUGAAGAAAGGAUAAAUGAGAUCACAAAAAAAGGCAGUGAUGUAUCACAAGUCAGAGAAAAUAAAGACUUCCCAGAAGAUUCCAAAAAAAGUGGCCAGGCUGAUAGUCAGCUGCAAGCCUUGAAGCAAUCUGAGUUCAAGCAGACUGACUCAGAACAGCCGAAAGAUGAUGAUGUACCAAAAGAAGAACUUACGGUAAAGAAGGCAGACCCUCUGCAGGCUCAAGAAAGAAUAAGUGGCCUAGCUGCCAUCAGAAAACAGGACCCUAAAGCAGAAGAGGAGAAACUUUCUGGUGAACUGAAACACCCACAGGGUUCAGUCAAGGCUGUCACAGGUCAUAAGGAGAUGCCCCCUGAGUCAGAGAAAGAACUGAACCCGGCUGAAGAUGAAAAACACGUAGUUGGGCAAGAUGCAUUACAGCCGGCCACAGAGCAGGUUGCCAAUGAGGAGGUGGAGAGGGAGCAGCUCCUAAAUUAUGAUGCUAAGCAGGGUGCAUCACCCCCUGGAAAGGCUGACAACCAGGCACAGGAAGCAUUGAAGGACAAGAACGUUGACUACAAUGUAGAUGAGAAUGAAGCUGAAUCAGAAACGGACAAGCAAGCAGCACUUGCAGGCAUUGCAAAUGUUCAAAACGCUGAAGAAAAUAUGAAGAACCACUUAUAUGACCAAAUUGAAAAACGAGAGAGAUUGUGAACAAGGGAAGUUGAUGAUGCAACUUAGUCACCUCUUCCUAUAAAUGCAGCAAGGAUGAGAGCAAAGUGAUUUAAGAAUGUUUGAUUAUCUUCUGAAGACUUCGAUAAGGGCCCAAAUGAAGUAAUUGUUUGUUGCAAAGUGUUAGUACCGUUUCAGUGGUGAAAAAAAAAAUUGUUAAAUCUCUCAAGGCUUUUUUUAAAGCAUCUUGACCUCUGUAAUGACUCUUUCCUUCCUACUGAUUAUAAAAUUGAGACCAGCAAGCAAUAACUGUAGUAACUUUGAAGUCAGGUCACUUGUACAAUCAUACUACAAUCACAGCGUGCAUGGAUUGGGUGGUAGAUGGGAAAGAGUCCUUGGGCAAGGACAGAUUUUUUUCCCCUAAUCAAUGCAGUAGAGAAAUCUCCAACCUAGGUUUAAAAGGGGAGGGUAAGCUAACUCGCCUUGACAAAACGUGAAAAGAUGAAAAAUGGCCCAUGCAUGCUGCAGUCUGCCCUUAUGCCAAUUCUGACACCAUUUUAUUGCAGUGUAGGUAGACUCAGCAUAAUUGUAGUUCCUAGAUAAUGUGCAGUAUGAUAUAGUUUUCUUGGUCUCAUAAAUGAAACUCCUAGCUCACAUGAUCUGUACUAGAAAGGAAUCGCUGUCUUGGUUGUGUUCUUAGCUUUAAGUUUAAAGUAGAUUCUGAUAAUAGUAUCUUCUUAAGAGAUUAGCAGGAAAGUUUCCUGAAAGCCUUGCUGAACACCUGUUCACAAAAUCAGAAGUACAGUAUGGUUCAAUUACCACUAACUUCUACAGAAUUCAAACAGACUCCUGAACUUUUGAUGAGAGGCCUUCUGAAAUGUUGUGCCACAUCUACCCUUUAUCUAGCCACCAUCUUCUUCUAAAGAGUAGAAAGGCAAAUGCUUGCCUUAUAAAACAGCAGAUUCAGCUGUUCAAAAAAGUGAAUAAUCUCUGCUGGACUUGUGAAGGCAGCAAACCAGACUAUGCAUUUUCCAGACAUUUCACCUUCUCUCACAGAUGAAGCUGUAGUUGUUGUGAAGUUCUGCGUUACACACAAUGUAUCACGUUGUUCGUGUUCUGUAGUCUUUGUCUUUUCUGCAUAUUUCUGAACGUAAACUAAAAACUAGUUUACUUCGGAUAGCCUACAACUACCCAUCGCUGCCACUGAAACAACCUUUAACUUCAGUCUUACCUGCAUGUGUGCAGUCAGCGGUUUUGAAGAUUGUGUCCGUCCUUAAGACCAAUACCCAUGUCUGGAAGUCUGUGAAUGCGAACCAACCAGUAUGACCAGAAGACAGACGCGACCAACUUCCCGAACAGCAACUUCAUUUAAGAAUGUAAAGACUUGUCGUGGCUUUCUCUCAAUGUACUUCAUAUUAGAGCCUCCAUGGUGUGUCAUUCUUAAGUGUACUAUGCUACAGCUCCUGUACUUUAAGGUGUCUAAAUGUUUAAGUAGAGGGUUGGUUCUUUUGUGAAUGAAAAGAGUAGGAGUUGUCAAAAGAAGGCAGAGCUCAAGUCAGACAGUGCCUAUUAUGCCCAAAUCCGCAAACAGAUCACUUGCAGACUUGCCAAAUGUAACGAAUUCUUUUAAGAGAAUCACUAAUUGUCCAUUACUGAGUUCUUUGUUACUUUUUCACCAUUUACGUCAGAUUUUACUGGGCUGGGCUACUAUAGUAAGUAAUAACAGAGAAAUGUUUGUAUGCAGUGAGAAAAGGAGGUAAUGAGCAUCUUUGAAUGACAAAUGCUGGGAAACUUGGGAUGUUUCUUGGGAUGCUGGUUCUUUUGCUUUAUUUUUUUUUGCAAAACAUGUUAUGUUUUGACAUCAAAAUGUUUACAUGUGUUCAGAGUAAAAUGGGCAUUAUUUUAGGACUUGAUCUGUAAACUUAUGUAGCUGAGAUGAAGUUAAUCAGGAAUAUAAUAGUGAUUAUUAAAGAGCGUACAUUUAACUGUAUGAAAUGUGCAAUGAAAUGCCGUGUUCAAGUUGAAUGAAUGGCUUUAACUUGAAACUGGUAAAAUGCCAAACAAAAAAUCCUUUGUUAUUAAUAUGUUGCCAGAUAAUUCUUCUAGAAUUAGAAUAGUUCACUUAAAACAGACCUACAACUAUCAAGUCCAACUGCCUGACCUCUUGGGGGCUAAUAAAAUGUUAUAGCCUAUCAAUAAGAAAAUUGUCUAAAUGCCUCUUGAACACUGACAGGUGCAGGGCAUCAACCACUGCCUGUUCCAGUGUUUGGCUACCCUCAUAUAAGGAAACUGCUCACUGUACUUCUGUACAGUACCUAAAAUCUGACAAGGCUCCUUGCUAGCCAGCUAAAUGGUGUCCUCCCCUUAAACGCAACCUCCUCUGUGCAAAUCACAACUGGUGUAACUCUGACAGUAGGGGUCUGAAAGCCUGUGUAAAAGCAAUAUUCAAAACCGUAAUGGAAUAUAGUCUUAAUAACUUUAAGUGCUACAGGAAUGUAAAUAGGGUGGUAGGUUUCUAAUGGAUAAGGGACCUUUAUGUCUACUGUACCGAAGUUUAAAGUCCAAGGACUAACUUUUAUUUGAACAAACGAGAUUCACUGCGAACUGUGGUUUACAUAGUGUUUAAUCACUAAAACUUUCACUUGCAUGAGGGAGGGAAAGUUUCUUGACUAGUCUUCUUGGGGUUAAAUUAACACUUGUCCUUGAUGUUUUUUAAAGCAAAGCCUGAUCCAUUUUAGAUAAUCAUUUUAAAUAAAAAUAAUCUUCUCUACUGUG